GGAAGAGGCGGGCCGGGCGGGGAGCCCUCGGAAGGUUUGUCCCGCGCUCUCUCUCUCUCUCGCUCGGUGCCUUCGCCGCCGCCGCCGCGCCCGCCGCCAUUCGCCGGGUUGGAGCUGACAGGCUCCAGCUGAGGAUUCAGGAUGGGAGACAAGCCUAUUUGGGAACAGAUCGGUUCCAGCUUUGUACAGCAUUACUACCAGUUAUUUGAUACAGACAGAACUCAAUUAGGAGCAAUAUACAUAGAUGCCUCAUGCCUUACGUGGGAAGGACAACAAUUUCAGGGCAAAGCAGCUAUUGUUGAAAAACUCUCCAGCCUUCCCUUUCAGAAAAUACAACACAGUAUCACAGCGGAAGACCAUCAACCCACACCUGACAGCUGUAUACUCAGUAUGGUAGUAGGGCAGCUUAAGGCUGAUGAAGAUCCUAUUAUGGGAUUCCACCAGAUCUUCCUAUUAAAGAACAUCAACGAUGCUUGGGUUUGCACCAAUGACAUGUUCAGGCUAGCAUUGCACAACUUUGGUUGAGACGGCGUCCCGAGGCACCUGUCCUUUUCUUUUCUCCUCUCCUCUUUGCAGAUAUUACUCACACUCAUGGGACAUUCCAAAUAUCAUACACAAACGUGCAACACUCUGGCGAGCCAGCAAGACCUGUGACGUGCCCUUCCGAAGAGUUUUUGUUGUUUCACUAGAAGAGCUCCUUGUGCAUGAUGUUUGGAAGUUAGACUUAGCUGCAUUUGACAAGGGAAAUGUUUGUGUUGCCAGCAUGUCUUGGGAAGAACCCGUAACACAAAAGGUUGUGUUUCUGUACUGACAAGUUUUCUAAUACUCCAAAGAAACAAAAGGAAAGAAAAGAACAGCAGCCUGAAUCCAGCUCAGAUAUUUUUUUUUGUCAUUCAGAUGUUUCAGUGCUACAUAAUACAAUAAAACCAUGCAAUUUUCCUAACA
Molecule: messenger RNA, 945 nt
Organism: Anolis sagrei ordinatus
Lineage: Eukaryota; Metazoa; Chordata; Lepidosauria; Squamata; Anolidae
Gene: NUTF2
Product: nuclear transport factor 2
Biological process (GO): protein import into nucleus
Cellular component (GO): nuclear pore central transport channel
Molecular function (GO): nuclear import signal receptor activity
Source: RefSeq, a predicted model, not a curated record